Penicillium maclennaniae is the source of this 1146-nucleotide messenger RNA. Its product is annotated as FAD dependent oxidoreductase. The record is from RefSeq and is a predicted model, not a curated record. Gene Ontology annotation, molecular function: sarcosine oxidase activity; flavin adenine dinucleotide binding. The coding region runs from base 1 to 1146 and encodes 381 amino acids. The transcript has a single exon. Lineage: Eukaryota; Fungi; Ascomycota; Eurotiomycetes; Eurotiales; Aspergillaceae.
AUGGAUCAAUAUGAUGUCGCGGUAGUAGGACUCGGUGUUCUGGGAAGUGCAGCAAGCUACCAAGCGGCCCUCAAAGGCGCCAAAGUCCUCGGCCUGGAGCAAUUUGAAUUCGGACACGUCCAGGGCGCAUCGCACGACACAUCGCGCAUCGUCAGAAAAUCGAAUUCCGAGCCGGAGAAUGUGAAGCUCGUCAAAUCUGCCUAUAAGGACUGGGCUGAGCUGGAGAAGCUCACUGGUCAAAAGCUGUUGACCACGACCGGGGGCCUUUUCUUCCUUCCCAAAGAUGCUCCAUAUCCUCUUGAGAGCUAUGUGAAAGCUCUCGGGCAGAAUGAUGUUUCACACGAGGUUCUGGACCACAAGGAGGUGAAAAGGCGAUGGCCUCAAUUCAACGUCCCAGAGUCUGUCGACACGGUGUAUGACCCGGACAGCGGCAUUGUCCACGCCGCGAAAACAGUAAUGGCAAUGCAGUACCUCGCACGCUCAAAGGGUGCCACUCUGAAGGAUAAUACUCCUGUGGAUCGGAUCACUCCCCAAGUCUCAGGGGGUGUCGUGAUCGAGACAUCAAAAGGAACCUUCCAUGCAAAGAAGGUGAUUCUUACAACCGACGCUUGGACAAAUAAGCUCCUCGCACCGCUCGGCGUGCACAUUCCACUCAAGGUAAUGCAAGAGCAAAUCACCUACUUCAAGCCAACAGACCCCUCUGCCUUUGGACAAGAGAAGUUCCCGGUAUGGAUCUGGGGCGGACCGCAGACUUACUAUGGAUUCCCGACUUAUGGCGAGCCAACUAUCAAAGCGGCGCACGACCAGGCGAUGAAUCUCAUGACUCCUGAGAACAGGACCUUUGUGCAUUCCACAGAGUUAUUGCAGGAGUUAUGUAGCUUCCUUCAGGAGUUAAUGCCUGACCGGGGUCGCCAGCCUCUUCGUACUAUCACCUGCCAGUAUACCAUUACACCGGAGCGCCGAUUCAUAAUUAGUCCGUUGGAAAAGAACCGGGAUGUUAUUGUGGGACUUGGUGCCGCACAUGCGUUCAAAUUUGCACCUGCUUUUGGACGCGCUCUUGCGGAACUGGCGGUUGAUGGGGAGACCAAGGAGGAUAUCUCCAAGUUCGGAAUCCCCAAGGACUCGAGUGGAACCAGUAAGCUUUGA